Glycine soja is the source of this 1472-nucleotide messenger RNA. RefSeq names its product bifunctional riboflavin kinase/FMN phosphatase. Gene Ontology annotation, molecular function: riboflavin kinase activity. The transcript has 10 exons. Gene Ontology annotation, biological process: FMN biosynthetic process; riboflavin biosynthetic process. The record is from RefSeq and is a predicted model, not a curated record. The coding region runs from base 140 to 1273 and encodes 377 amino acids. Lineage: Eukaryota; Viridiplantae; Streptophyta; Magnoliopsida; Fabales; Fabaceae.
UCCUAUCCCCUCUAUCCCUCCGAAACGCAAAGCGCAAAGCGCAAAGCGCAGUUGUUGCUCUUUGAACUCGAACGAAGUUCUCCGAAGUCGAAACACUCGUUCGAUUCGCUGAACUCUGAAGUUAAUUUUUGUUGCGAAAAUGUCGGUGGCGAAGAAGUUGAUUAGAUGCGUCAUCCUUGACUUGGACGGCACGCUGCUCAACACAGAUGGCAUCGUAGGCAACGUUUUGAAGGUUAUGUUAGGUAAAUACGGAAAGGAAUGGGACGGAAGAGAAGCUCAGAAGAUAAUUGGAACGACGCCGUUUGAGGCCGCUGCUGCGGUUGUGCAAGAUUAUCAACUUCCCUGCUCCGCCAUUGAAUUCCUCUCCGAAAUUUCGCCACUCUUCUCUGACCAGUGGUGCAACAUUAAAGCACUUCCUGGUGCUAAUAGGUUGGUUAAACAUUUGAAGAGUCAUGGAGUUCCUAUGGCCUUGGCGUCAAACUCUCCAAGGGAAAGCAUCGAAGCCAAAAUAUCCUAUCAUGAUGGAUGGAAGAAUUCUUUCUCUGUUAUAAUUGGUGGAGAUGAAGUAAGAACAGGGAAACCUUCCCCUGAAAUAUUCCUUGAAGCUGCUAGGAGGUUAAACAUGGAGCCUUCCAGCUGUCUUGUUAUUGAAGACUCUCUACCUGGGGUUACUGCAGGAAAGACUGCUGAAAUGGAAGUAGUUGUUGUACCAUCACUUCCAAAACAGUCGCAUCUCUAUACUGCAGCAGAUGAGGUGAUCAAUUCCCUACUUGAUUUGCGACUCGAAAAGUGGGGUCUGCCUCCAUUUGAAGAUUGGGUGGAGGGAACUUUGCCCGUAGAUCCCUGGUAUAUUGGUGGUCCUGUUGUCAAGGGAUUUGGUCGUGGCUCAAAGGUACUUGGGAUCCCUACAGCCAAUUUAUCAACAGAGGGCUAUUCAGAUCUCCUUUCAGAGUAUCCUGCAGGUGUUUAUUUUGGUUGGGCUGGAUUGUCGGCAAGAGGUGUUUUUAAAAUGGUGAUGAGCAUUGGUUGGAAUCCAUAUUUCAACAACAAAGAAAAGGCUAUAGAACCAUGGUUACUCCAUGACUUUAAUGAAGAUUUCUAUGGGGAAGAACUGCGGCUUGUUAUAGUUGGUUACAUACGUCCCGAGGUCAAUUUUUCAUCCCUUGAAAGCUUGGUAGCUAAAAUUCAUGAAGAUCGAAGAGUUGCUGAGAGGGCUCUUGAUCUUCCCUUAUAUUCAAGUUUUAAGAAUGAUUCGUAUUUGAGAAGCUCUUAGUACAAUUUUUUUUAUCCCUUAGCUUCUUGUCGAAUAAAACCCUGGUGUUAAUUGUUGUAAGUGCAAAAUCCAGUUAUUCAACUCGAAAGCAGUACGCAUAUUAUACCCUAUGAUUCAUAAUCAUGCCAAUGCAAUGUGAUUUGGAACAUGCAUAAAGAAAUACUGAAAAAAAAUAAGAGUCAUUGUUUGCAUUUUACUA